This is a messenger RNA of Pygocentrus nattereri (red-bellied piranha), 1269 nucleotides long. RefSeq names its product transmembrane protein 196. Bases 164 to 709 code for a protein of 181 amino acids. NCBI's taxonomy places the organism in Eukaryota, Metazoa, Chordata, Actinopteri, Characiformes, Serrasalmidae. The record is from RefSeq and is a predicted model, not a curated record. The transcript has 4 exons.
GCUCCGUCAUCAUCUCCUCGUUCGCACCAAUGGAAGAGCGUCCGCCUGGAGAAAGCAGCUCGCGCAUCCACAGCCGUGCGUCCAGGACCUAAGUGAGCGCAGUUUGUCGCGAGGGAACAGCGGAUUAAACGCGGAGUUUGGCGGGAAGGAUGCCCGAGCGAGGAUGUGUACCAGCCGCAAGAUCAUCUGGAGCCUGCUGGUGCUCUCGGUGCUGGAGAUGGGGCUCGGCGUGUCCAGCAUCGCGCUCGGCGCGGUGGGCAUCAGCAGGGCGCACGCGGGCCACAAGACACAGCAGGGCGACGCGUCCCCGGUGUGGAGCGGGGUGUGUUUCCUCAUCUGUGGACUCUGUGGGAUGCUGUGUGCAAAAAAGAGGACUGGCCUGGUUAUGAUACUGUUCUCGGCCUGCUGCAUUUGCGGCCUGAUCGGAGGCAUCCUGAACUUUCAGUUUGUGAGGGCGCUGGUGAAGCGGCCAGACUCUGUGCACUCCCUGCAUCUGGCCACCAUGUCCUUGGCCUGCCUGGGCAUCAGUAGCUGCACACUGUCCACCUGGUUGACCUGCCGACUGGCCAGCAGCGAGCAGCAGCGCAUGUUCCUGGAGCGCGAGCACUCACUGCAUCAUUCUCACGAGAUGGCCGAGAAGGAGGUGCUAGAUAACUCCAGCAAUGGCAUCCCCCAAAUCACAUUCAACGGACGCAGUGCAUCACCGUGACAGUCUGAUAUCUGCGCAGUCUUGGCAGGACCAUCGCUGUGUGAUAAGUGGUGCUGACGUUUUUGGGCUAACAGCCGUCAGUGGGGCGCUUUUCAGCUCUCCUUGCAGACUACAGACUCUGGGUCAGGUAACACUACUGUGGCAAAAAAGAACUCACCUCUGUGGACUGACCGCCAAUCAGCAUUCAGUUACUCGCUGACCUGAGAAGAGGUCAUUAAGAAGUGCAGUAGAUUGAUGACAUGCAUAGAGCAUUGUACCCAAAUGAGCACAAAACGAGCAUGUAUAAUCCUUUCCUUUCCUCUCUCAUCCCCCCCUCCUCCUCUUCCUCCUCCUCCUCUGUGUUGCAUUCAUCUUGCAUCUCUCCAUUAAUCCCUGGUGAUAGGUUACUGGAAUGUUGAUGCUGAAAUUGUAACGCUGACCUGUAUGGCAUAUUGAAUGCUCUGACCUCAAACAUACAAAAUGCACAAUGUAAAAUGCUUGUAAAAGGGACAAAUUAUUGAUUUACAGUAUUUUUAUAUAUAGGCUUCGUAUGAAAAUGAAAUAAAAAAGACUGAAAUGCA